Rhopilema esculentum is the source of this 10141-nucleotide messenger RNA. The record is from RefSeq and is a predicted model, not a curated record. Lineage: Eukaryota; Metazoa; Cnidaria; Scyphozoa; Rhizostomeae; Rhizostomatidae.
GUAGAUUCUCUCUAAUUUACGUUAGCAAAAAGCGGCCUAAAAACUUCCCUUAUUUUUUCACUGCUAACUCAACUUGUAACUUAACUUUCAUUUCAUUUUUUGUUUUAAUGACCAUAUCAUCUUCUAGUGUCCCAUUCUUGCAUGCUAGCGCCACUUUCAUUUGACCUUGCCACAGAUUAAUAAUAGACUUUGUGUACGAUUUGUCGCCAAAACCUCAGGUUUCCGCAUUACGGUUUCGUUAAUCGUCGUUCCAAGAAUUGGGUUACCAGAACUUAGAAAUAAGUCUAGGAUUUGCGAAUUUCAGAUUUCUGGAAAACCAUAUCGCAGAACUUUGCCAUUUAUAAACAAGAGGCAAAUAUUUUCACUGCAGGCCAUCAGCCAAAAGAUAUUAAUUUCUAGCACAAUUAAAAUGGCUUUUUGAUGUUGAAUUGUAUAUACCCUCCUAUGAAAAAACCUUUUAAAAACUUCUUGAGCCAGCUAGUCUCCAAAAUAUAUUUUGUACAUCAAUAAAAUAAUAAAAUUAAAGUUUCCUAACUAAGCCUCAAAAUCAAAUGCUUUGGUGCAUACAGAUGGCAAUAAAGUAAUGAAUAUCGGUAGUUGAUUUAAAUCAGCAAUGGAAAAUAUUACAAAGAAACAAGGAAUAAAUAAAUAUGUAACUAUUUCUGCAACUCUGUGGCAUUUUAACACAAUUCCCCCUCCCUGAAUUUUCAAAAACCCACACUAACAAGGACAAUAUUGUCCAUAGUAUAACACCUUUCAUUGGCAGGAUGGUGACCCAGUGUCUACUAUAUUAGGCUAUAGGGGCACAAUGGCUGUUCAAGGAGGCUAAAUCCACCUUUAAGCACCCAGUUUGUUAGAAAAUUUCAGAAAUUUUGAUAAAUGUGUUGUCAGCCACCCCUCCAAGAAUACAAGCUCUCACUGUGUACCUGUCGGGCUUAUCAAUUGACUCAAUGCAAGUUGUGAAUGUUUCACAGGUGAUUUUUUUUGCAGUGAGAAUUUCUGUACUCUGUAAAAUACAGGAAAAUUAUGAAAAAACUCUAUACAAUUUUUGGAACUGAUUUUGAAUUAACUGAGAAUGGCCACAGGAUUGUUUUGCAAUUUCAUGCCCCCCUGUUGAAUUUUUAUUGCACACUUUUCUUAAAAUGAUUAUUAUAAAUUUUUGUGGUAAUGAGAAGAGCUAAAAGAUAUUCUGAAGUUUGUUAUUUAAUGGCUUUCAAAUUUCAGUCUCCCUUUACCAUCAUUUGCUAAAACAACAUACUGAGUGAUGUCCUAUUCAUUCUGAGUGAUUGUCCUUUUUACUAAACAGUAUUUUAUUGACUGUUAUGUCAUUUGCAAAGCUAUAAAAAGUUACCACUCCCAUUGUAUAGCCUUGUCUACAAGAAAACCUUGACCCAGCAAUCUCUCACUUGAAAGCUUUUGCCUCAGAAAUGUAGUUAUUUAGAUCUUCUUGCAGAUAUUCCAUCAUGCAUCUAAAGAUAUCAAUUAUUUAUUUGCAUCCAAUAGCAACAGUAAAAGUUGUGUAUUAUAUGUGUCAUGGCACCUGAGAUUUUUUCCUGCAUAUUUGAUGAAUAUUAGUACCUGAUGAAUCAGUGUAUGGGAUUUGGACAUCAGUGUAUGGGAUACAGAGUAUCAGUCUUUAAUAUAUUAAAUCUAUCACUGAGUGCUAGAUAGUUUCCAAGCAGCUUGAUAAUGUCUGGUUUUAAUCAAAGACAAGUUAUUAUGGGGAAUGAGUUUUCCUGCAAUGAGAGGAAUUUUCUGCCAACUCCAACAGAAAAUUCUACUCCAACAAAAAAUUCUGAGCAAGAAGAUGAUGGUACUGAUGAUUAUCUUGAAGGUGAUGCCUUCUAUCAGGUAUGUUGGCAGAGCAGAGCUAGGGGUUAGAGCCAAUAGUCGCUGCAUGCUUGCUCCCCUUCAAGAGGUAAAAAGUGAACCCCUAUUCUUGGAAGAAGCAAAAUUUCUGGGAAGAGCAGAGUAUUCUGGCCUCCCAUUCUGCCAGAAAGCCAAGCCUCUCCUCUACUAAAAAGCUGCAAGAUGGCCAUCAGGAAACAUUGUUUCUUAUUCAAUGUAGCAAUAUUACUGUAUACUGUAUCAACCGUUUCAAAUGUCUCAUAAAUAUAGUAUCUUUGGACAAGGAGUCUAAUGUACAGCCGUUAAAAAUUUGUCGAUAGAUAUGUUUCCGCUGGGAAAAAAAUUUGUUCCCAUUAAGAUAUUCUGUCGACACUAGUUUCAUGAAACCUAUUUUCAUCAUUUGGUGUUGGCCUUUUCUGAAAAAUUUGACAAGAAUUGUUAUUCCAGUUAUCAACAAAUAAUUCGUAUUUGUUUCUGAUUUCUCAAAUUUAAAAGAGCGAAGUUAUCAGGUCGAGCUAAAGUUAAGUAUUAUAGUUUUCAGAUAAAAGCAAAUUUUAAAAAAUGAUUGAAUGAUUAAAGUAUUACGAGUAAAAGAAAUUAUGACAAAAAGUACACAACGUGCAUUUUGCUGAUGUGCCUUUAUAUUAAAAACACUCGUAAACAAGCAGCUCUCCUGCGAACCUGAAGAACCUCAUUGAACGCAAAGUUCCGGCUCCCCUCGCUUCCGACGGCGCGGUAAUUGUAAUGAAGUAUUUGUAUGAUAUAAACCCGUGAUAGAUGGGGAAUAACAGUUAAAUAGAAAUACUGGUGUACUUGUUACCUUCCUUAAAAAUGAAGAGAAUGUAGGGAUCAGUUUAAAUAAAAGAAACUGAUAAUCAAAGUAAGUACGUGCUAGUAAUACACAAGUUUGCUUCUCUCAUUUAACCUGUAAAAAUAGCCCGCAUCAGGGAGAGAAGGUGAUAAAACGAUCAAAAAAUUUGGAGAGGAACAAAAAGGAUUGUCGUCUUAUUCUAAUUUAAAAUUAUUUUGUAUCUGUAUUUCUAUGUGUAUUGAAACUGUGCCAAAGGUUUGGAACGUAAAAUGGAGGAAAACAGGGGAAAAUGGUACUUUUGAAGAUGGUAUACACGUGUUUAUUUUAUAAGAAAUUUGGAUCAGCAUAUAUUGCUUAAAGUUUCUUAAUUUGGCAUCCAAGUUUUGGCGUUGUAGUACUAAAAGUCUCUUAGUUGGUUUCUUGUUUCGGGAGCUUAAAUUGCCUUACUGUUUUGAUUUUAAGCAUCUUUGGAAGAAUAUGAAUGCAGAUCGUCACGAAACAACCCAUUCAGAUCAAAAUUAAAAAAAUGCUAUCUUUUCCAAAGAAAAAUCAACAAAAUUAAAGCUUUUGAAUUUUGCUUAAAAAAUAAAAUUUCUAGAGUUUCUUACUUUUUCGAUACCUAGUACUAAUAUUUGUUAAAUUUUUGGGUGUCCUAGUACUAGUAUCUUAUAAACCAGUUUCUUAUGAAUAAAAAACGUGUACCAUCCAUGGCAGGUGACUCUUUAAUAACACAGCCUGCAUGCAGACUCAACUAUUGGAAAAGUAGGAGAAAUUUCGCGUAGUAGAAAAAACUCAUGAUGCCUGCUAUUUCACGACGGAGAAGUUUUAGCGUCUGCGCGCAGGCUAUAAUAACAAAAAUUGCAAUGUUACAAGGUGAAAAAGAUCGCAGAAAAUGGAUGGCCAUAUCAACUCUUUUCCAUGACAGGCAUUAUACCAUUGCUGUCAUCUCACUCAUUCUGAUUAUUUCAUGAUUUUUGGCAAACUAACUUUCUGCCCUUUUCUAACAAUAGCAGAAUGUUGACAACACCGGUAAGACUGUAACUCUCUUAGGCUCUUCUUUCACUGAGAAGAAAUAAAAUUUUGAAACCAUAUUUAUGCGGAAGUUUUGUUACGAUAAACUCUCUGUCUCCGUCGAUCUCAUUUAGAUCUAUUAUGCUUGGACAAUUUUCUCUUCGCAAACAGACAAAUUUCCGACAACGUUCUUCAUAUUUUGCCAGUAAAAGAACGAUUUCCACCAACAUCAUGAUGUCUUUUGCAUUUCAUGGCUGGACCCUGCUAAUUACUUUUGCUCUAAACAUAGCUACGACGAUAAUGAUGAAGUAGCAGUGCGUGAUAUUUUGAAAUUUACGUGGUAGUCCGAAGGUUUACAGUCUUACUGCCUAUUCAGGGAAACUGUGACCUCUGCCAAACAUUUCUUUAUCAAUUGAUUGUUCUUGCUUUAUGUACAGUCAAAUAAUAUUUUAGUAAAGAACUCGAAUAUCUUUACAAUGAUUAACCAUAUUCUUUGUUUGGUACUAGUUAAGGAAUGCAGUAUAAACUUCGGUUAAAGAAUCAAAGUUACUUCGUUAAUGAUUCUUCUAAAAUGGCCUAAACAUUUUCUUUGUUGCCACAAUAUUUCCACAGAAGAACUUCACAACGAGAGGAAUUCGAUCCGAGACAGAAUUUUCUAAAUACGUUAAAAACACAAUUUUUGCUAAAUUGUCCCGUGUAUUUUGCGUAGAGACAAAAAAGCUAAUUUUCUUACAGGUUAGGCUUCUUUAUCAUCACUACUUUAAUUCAUCCUUGUGUCCUUGUGUUGAUUUGUUUCUAACACUUUGUCUUUGAAUUCUAACUUGUGGUUUCGUUGAAACAGGCCUGAGGAUGCAACCUAGAUACUGGCAGAAUAAUUUUCAAAUUCCACAUAUUUUUUGCAAGGUUUCUUUUCGUAAGGCCCUUUGUGUAUCACUUUCUUUUUAGCAAAAUAUUUAGGGAAUCAAUAGUCUUAUUGCGAUGUCUUCAGUUUUUGUAUUUAAGAUGGCACUUGGCAUUUGCAGAAUGGUCUCAAAUUGUUCAUUGAUACUUUUUUGCGUCCGUUCUUUUGUUUUUGUUUCUCUAUUCAGCUGUAGAAUCGACAAUGCUCUUUCUUUUUUCUUUUCUGUAUCUCAGACCUAUUUUUUCACAAUUCCCCGAUAAUUGUCUUUUUCAUUCUUCCUUCAUAAACUCUAUUGCUGUUCCUGGCUAUCUCAAAAAGCCCUUGAUCCCACCCAAGUUUAGUAGCGCAAUUUUUGUUUGUACUUAACCAUGUAGACCCUUUUUACAUCUCUCGCAUGUUCUCGGAGCAAAUUGUGAUGUUAUUUUCGGUGUCACUGUGAUUUUUCUUUUAUGCUUUUUUACAGUAACUCUGAUCUGUGCCUUUGGGUUUUCUGUCCCUAUAUUUGAAUCUAAUUAGAAAUUAUUGUUCUUAUUUCUGUUCUUCUCUUUUUCUUCCCUCCCUUUUUGGAUCAGCAGUGCUAGAUUGAAUUCGUAUUAUCGUCGUAUAUUCGUAUUGUCCUAGCCGUCGAUAGGAAGCAGUUAUUUGGCAAUACAGAAGCUCUUUUAGAUUAUAGCGAAAUUCUUUUGCGAAAGGAUACCAUAAUUUACGGCAGGUGUUUUGACAUUGUUUCAUUCUCUACAUUGUCUUGUCUGGUAUUUUGAAGAUUUCCUUCCACCGACUAUUGCCUUUACAACCACCACACUAGGAAUGGUCCUAGUAGAUGCAGUUCUGGCUGUCCCUUCAAAUAAUUGUUUGAUAAUGCACUGUAAAUUGACACCUUGUUAAGUUCACCUUGUUUUGUCGUUGAAUAUUUAUUUUACAUAGUUAGUCUACCAAAUACAAAUGUACAAGUAAACUAAUCUAAAUCGAUUUUUCUCUAUUCAUUUCGAUCCAAUGCUUACUUUCUAUUUCCUAGAGGACCCGUAUUUAGUCGAGGGAACCAGCCAAAUGGCCAUACAUAAAUCUUAUCACUUGAUUGUCACGGCCAACAUUACCAUGAAGCACCAUGAAUAUCUUUGUCAAUAAAUUUUUUUACAUACCUGCACAUUUUCCUAUGCGUAACUGUGUAUCAGGCACAUUGAUCUUUAAAUAAUUAACGUCAAAAAUUUUGAUUGGGCUGGUAUGGUAUUAUUGCCCUGUACCUCUAGGGUUUUUAUCAUGUUUGCCAUGCAAGAUGUGAUAUUAUGCUUGGCAUUGCUACAGUGCCAUCCUUCUAAUGUUUUUUGUUUGGGUUUCUAGCGAAUUGGCACUUAAAUAACUGGUUUUUUUUCAGUCUUCUUGAGGUCACAGUUAUGGAUUGGCAUUAAAUAAUUUCUAGAUUUAUCGUUGGACCAUGAAGGUCUUUGUUUUUCCUUAUAUUUCAUCUUUGCUUUUUCUUCAGUCAAUUAGGGAAGCUUUUCUUUUAGCCCCUGCGCCAGGUUGCUACAAUGCUGUCGGUUGUCAUGGAGACUUUUACUGUCAGCAAAUCUGCUAUCGCAUGUUGCUCCUACUGUUUCUGAAAAUGUCCUGCACCAUUGCCUAACGUAACCACUUGAAGAUAGUAGAAAGCCUUAAAGGACAUUUUUCUACGAGGCCAUAUAAUUCAUUUUGACAUCAUUGGAAUUAUAAUUUUGCUAGUGACUUGAAGAUGUCAUCAACAUAGUUUCUAUUUUUCUUCCUGUUGUUUUAUUUUCCAUGGCUUCACGAAUGCCACUCCUCUGCGUGGCCAGGUCGCAAUUUCUUUUUUACAGGAUCCUUGAAUAUCGAAUGAGUUUAUUACGAUUUGAAGUUUGAUGUUUGCAUCUCCCUGCAUCUGAUGUUAACAGUACAAAGACGAUAUAACACUCUGUAACAGUCCUGCCCUGGAAUCCAUCGAAUUCAAAGUCAUUUUGUUCUUAGAAUUGACUAUUGAAUUUUUAAGCUGCAUUGCGCUCUGAAUUUUUAGCCCAGGGCGUGCAGCUGCCUUUGUGAAGUUAAUGGAAGUGUUAGCGACAGGUUGACUCUGAACUGAUGACGUAACACUGUUACAAAGUUUACCAAGAGCUUUGCAAGAAGAGUCAUUGUUUUGCAAAUAGAUCUCUCGUCGUCUGUUUCGAGCGAGGCGAGCUUAUCGAAGCGAUCUCGGCAAUUUGUGUUGUCUCUACGUAAAGAUGAAAGGAUUGCAGUUCAGCUUUAGAAAGACAACAUUCGCAUGGCUGAUUUACAGUUUGACGCUGUGAUAAAACGGAAAGUCAACAGAUAAUCGAGACGCGGAUAAUGUAAUAUCAUUCCAGUUGUUACUUAAUAUUUGUGUAGUCAUGUCAGGAAGUGAGAAAAAGAACGGAAGUUGUGGACAAGUCAUGCGAAAAACGUCAGUACAUUGCGCAAUAUUAGAACAGCACCUCAAGGCGGAUUACAAAGCGAGAGACUGCUGGGACUUCAUGUGCAAUGGCUGCAAGUUGAUCAAGAUACGGAGGCUGAAGAAACAAAAGCACAAGGGAAAGAAGAAAUAUUUUAUACUUGAUGAAGAUCUCUUGGGAUUUAGAUACAAGCCAUGCAAUAAGCCCAAGGGAUAUAAAGUUUCAAUAAACAUGAUCAAAGAUGUCUUGUCGGGAAGCAGCCUUCCACCUGAUGACAUCAUUUCAAAAUAUCACAGAGAUUGCCAAAUCGUCAUUCUGUAUGAAAAGAAAAAUGUUCUCACCAAAAUGCAUUUGGUUACAUUUUCAAUCGAGGCUGCAUCGAAAUGGGCGUUUGGCCUGCAAGCGAUGAUUAAGCGAAAAGGACUGCUGCUGUCAAAACCAGAUCCACUCAGAGACGAAUGGUUGAAAGCUGCAUUCCAAGAAUUUGAUGCUGACGGAAACGGCGCCUUAUCGCUAACUGAAGUUGAAAAUUUGUUACUUAGCCUGAAUAUUGAUUUGGAAUCAAAGAUCCUCAAAAUGCUGUUCAAUGAGGCAAACAUACAAGGUAUUCAAGGACACAAGAAUGGAACCCUCACUAAAGAAGAGUUUGCCGACUUCUUUAAGAGAAUUUCAACUAGAGAGGAAAUUGUCAUUCUACUGGAAAGAUUUGCAGAGAACAACACAAAUUUAACAUUGGAGGAGUUCAAAACUUUCUUAAGUUCAAAACAGCUCAUGCAAGGUGUAACAAACGAAAUGGCACGGGAGAUAAUUGACAAGUUUGAGCCAGUGAAGGAAUGUAAAGAGUCUGCUAGACUUGGAAUCGACGGUCUAACAAAGUUCUUGUUGUCAGAUGAGGGGAAUAUUCUGAUUUCGAAAUGCAAAGAGGUUUAUCACGAUAUGAAUCAGCCUUUGUCGCAUUAUUUUAUUGCAUCUUCUCACAAUACGUAUCUUUUGGAAGACCAGCUGCGUGGUCCAUCUUGUGUCAGUGCCUACGUCUCUGCCUUAAAACAGGGUUGCAGAUGUGUAGAAUUGGACUGCUGGGACGGAGAGGAUAACGAGCCUGUCAUUUACCAUGGUUAUACGUUCACAUCAAAAAUCCUUUUCAAAGAUGUCAUUGCUGCGAUCAAAGAGCACGCAUUCUGCAGCUCACCGUACCCUUUGAUAUUGUCGUUGGAAAAUCAUUGCAGCAUUGAUCAGCAGAAAGUUAUGGCAAAGCAUCUUGUAAAGAUUCUUGGAGACUUAUUGUUUGCCGAACCGAUUGACGAGAGUCUGGCGUCACUUCCUUCACCUGAGUCUCUGAAAUACAAGAUUCUCCUCAAGGGAAAGAAAUUAUCAAUGGAGAAAGAGAAAGACGAUGACGAUCUGGGUGACGUAUCAGACGAAGACGAGGCUGCUGAAAUGGUUAUUCAAGAUGGCGACGAUGUUGACGGACUUAAGAGAGACAAGCAAAAAGAAAAAGAAAAGAGUGAAAGACCAAAUGGAGUAAUUCGUCGCAUUAGUGUUUCACGUUCUUUGAAUCGUGGAUCAAAAUAUGGCAAUCUGAAGCUAGCCAAAGAAUUAUCCAGACUGGUUAACUACAUCUCCUCUGUGAAGUUCCAAUCAUUUGAACAAGCCCAGGCCAAAAACAAAUUUUAUCAGAUGUCUUCCUUUGGCGAGUCGAAAUUCAUCGCCCUCGGUGACUCGGAGGGGAAUUCGUUCGUGAAGCAUAACACGAAGUUUCUUAGUCGCACGUAUCCAGGUGGAAUUCGUGUGGACUCUAGCAAUUACAACCCACAGGAUGCUUGGAAUCUUGGUUGCCAAAUUGCUGCACUCAACUAUCAAACUGACGGGCAAAUGAUGGACCUGUAUCGUGGUAAAUUUACUGACAACGCUAACUGUGGCUAUCUCCUCAAGCCAUGUUUCAUGCGAGAUGAAAGCUCGAAAUUUGAUCCAAGAUCAGAUUCUUGGAUAGAUUCUCAGGAUGAAACACGUGUUCAUAUACAAAUAAUCAGUGGCCAGCAAUUACCGAAGAGUAAUAGCUCAAAGCAGAGAAAAGUGAUUGAUCCAUAUGUUCUUGUGGAGACCUUUGGUGUUCCGUGUGAUACCAACGAAAAACUGUACUGCACUAAAACAAUUCACAACAAUGGUUUCAAUCCAGUCUGGAACGAAGACUUGUCUUUCAGUGUGAAAGUACCGGAGCUUGCCUUAAUCCGGUUUGCCGUUUAUGAUUCUGACCUCGGAUCCGACGAUUUCCUUGCCCAGUUCACAGCACCUUUGAGCUGUCUCAACCAAGGUUAUCGACACAUUCGUUUGCUGUCAAGGCAAGGGACAGUUGUACCAAAUGCGACAUUGUUCGUACGCGUCACAUUUGACCUAACCGCUGGCUGAAGUAUUGCUGCGCAGGCUGAUAUAUUGCUGCGCAGGCUGAAGUAUUGCUGCGCAGGCUUUGUGUCGUUUUUAUUGUUUCGUCAAAGUUGGAGAAUAUCUCUUCAAUUUGAAGCAAAUAUGCCACAGAGGUCUUCUGGUUUUCUGCUUGCGACUGGACAUUGCGUUUUUUAUAGACCUUCCUUGAGUAGUUGAGCUCCGUUUGAAGGGUGAAAUUUGACUUUAUUUAUUGCCUCACCCAUUCAUACUACAAGGAGAUUCAAUGAAUUACAUUUUUCUAACUAACUUCGUGUAAGUUGAUUGUGCUCACGUCUAGAUAAUGAACAGAGUAGGGUAGUUUGUUUCGCUUAAUCGCAUAUUGUGCAUUCUGAAUAUGGCAGGGUCCUACUAAGUAUCCAUGAAUAUACUAUUUUGCGUGCGGUACAAUAUCAUGCUAUAAUAAUGAUGAAUGUAACUACCAGGAAAAAAAUUUAUUAAAUGAAUAAACGACGAUUCGAGCAUAGCCCGUUAUCAAGACUAAGUAAAUUUAAGGGGAAAAUGCGUGGGAGAAAGUUCAGUUUUCAGAAGUAAAAAAUUUGAUCAUGAUAAAAUUGCAAUUUAAAACCGGUUGGUGUUUGACUGUCAGGACUUUUUUAAUUGAAGAGCCAUGAUGUAUUAAAAAGUGGCUGAUGGCAUCUUCCUGUUAGCUGACGAGAGAACGUCAUCUUUUAAUAAAAAUGGAUGGGACGGGCAGAAGUGACCCGAUUUUAU